AGUUCUGAAGAACUCUUCUCCUACCCGUUCCCUCCCCUCCCCCACAAGAAAGAGAAUUCAUCUGUCACUGAAUUCUGAGACCGCCGAACCAGUCCCCAAUAGAGAAAGAAAACCAUGUCUUCCCCAAGCAAACGCCGAGAGAUGGACCUGAUGAAGCUGAUGAUGAGCGAUUACAAGGUGGAGAUGAUCAACGAUGGCAUGCAAGAGUUUUAUGUAGAUUUUCAUGGACCGAGUGACAGCCCUUACCAUGGAGGUGUCUGGAGGAUUAGGGUGGAGUUACCAGAUGCUUAUCCUUAUAAAUCACCAUCAAUUGGUUUUGUUAAUAAGAUAUACCAUCCAAAUGUCGAUGAAAUGUCAGGCUCAGUUUGCUUGGAUGUAAUCAAUCAGACCUGGAGCCCCAUGUUUGAUCUGGUGAAUGUGUUUGAAGUGUUCCUUCCACAACUUCUGUUGUACCCCAACCCAUCAGACCCAUUGAAUGGAGAGGCUGCUGCUCUGAUGAUGCGUGAUCGAGCUACUUAUGAACUAAGAGUAAAAGAAUAUUGUGAGAAGUAUGCCAAACCUGAAGACAUUGGAGCCAAGGAGGAGGAAAAAUCCAGUGAUGAAGAACUGAGUGAAGAUGAGUAUGACUCCAGUGAUGAGGCAGUGGCUGGCCAUGCUGAUCCAUAGUGCAUAGGUGGAUGAAGACAUGCCCCAUUUAGUUGUCUGUAUCUGUACAUUGACAUUAUAGCUCCAGGUAAAUAAAGCCAAAGGCUCCUGGUUUUAUUUUUAUAUUUUUUGGGGGAAGAGGAGGAGAGGGGGGUUGGGGAGAUUCAGGUUUUUCUGUUUAUUAGUUUCAUUGUCACUGUAAAUAAACUUACUCAAGCUUCAUGUUAUAGCCCUUUCAUUGUCAGGACAGUGACUAGAAUGGGUUGUGAU
Molecule: messenger RNA, 915 nt
Organism: Telopea speciosissima
Lineage: Eukaryota; Viridiplantae; Streptophyta; Magnoliopsida; Proteales; Proteaceae
Product: ubiquitin-conjugating enzyme E2-23 kDa-like
Exons: 6
Coding region: 115-666 (183 amino acids)
Biological process (GO): protein polyubiquitination; ubiquitin-dependent protein catabolic process
Cellular component (GO): nucleus
Molecular function (GO): ubiquitin conjugating enzyme activity
Source: RefSeq, a predicted model, not a curated record